Molecule: messenger RNA, 303 nt
Organism: Rhizophagus irregularis DAOM 181602=DAOM 197198
Lineage: Eukaryota; Fungi; Glomeromycota; Glomeromycetes; Glomerales; Glomeraceae
Molecular function (GO): ATP binding; ATP-dependent protein folding chaperone
Source: RefSeq, a predicted model, not a curated record
AUGAAGGAGCUGAGGACUUCGCAAUUCCGAGAUCCUGCUUCUAUUUGUGAAGAUUUUGACAAUCGUCUUGUAAAUCAUUUUGUACAAGAAUUCAAAAGUAAAUUUAACAAAGUCAUUUCAUCCAAUACACGUGCUAUCUGUCGUUUAAGAACGGCAUGUACAGUAAAUAUGCAAAACGUUGAAAGUGUGAAGAGUCUUUACGAUUUUCAUAUGACACCAUUAAUAUUUUGUCAGAGAAAUACACAAGGUAAUAGGGAGAUGUGUAAGUCCUAUCCUUUAUUUGUCAACCACAUAUCCCAAUAA